Messenger RNA from Psylliodes chrysocephalus, 1960 nucleotides. The record is from the annotation of a GenBank genome assembly. Lineage: Eukaryota; Metazoa; Arthropoda; Insecta; Coleoptera; Chrysomelidae.
AAUGGCGGAGAGCGAAAUUUACAGAUAUAAAACUAAGUAGAGAGGGGCACGAAGAAGUAGUUAUCUUAGCACGAGUGCAAGAAUCAAAUCUUGUACGGGAUUAAAGUGUUAACGUCGUUUCAAGAUGCCUACUAGUAAACCCGAUCGGACUUUUCUCUAUAUAGCAGCUUGCGUAGCAAAUCUUGCAUCGUUCAUCUGCGGAACAAGUUUUGGUUGGUCAUCACCAGAAAUCCCACUUCUGAAAAACGUGACGACCAGUCCUUUAGACUACGAAAUAACUACAUCCGAAGAAGGAUGGAUUGGAUCGUUUUUGCCCCUAGCAGCAGCGAUCGGUCCUUUAGGGGGUGGAGUACUAGCAGAUGUUAUUGGAAGAAAAACUACUUUGUUAGUAGGAACAAUACCUUUUAUUGUAGCAUAUAUCUUAAAUGUUUUUGCUACAUCGGUGCUCUUCUUUUACGUAUCUAGAUUUCUAUGUGGUUUAGCUGUUGGAAUUAUCUUUACAACGUUACCAAUGUAUAUUGGAGAGAUUGCCGACGACGAAUGUAGGGGCUCUUUGGGUUCAUUUAUGCAAUUAUUUAUUGUCAUAGGGCUGCUAUUUUCAUACGCCUUAGGACCUUAUAUGUCCAUAUUUUUAUUCAACAUCAUUCUAAUAGUUCCACCAGUUCUAUUUUUGUUAUUGUUCUUUUUUUUCAUACCCGAGAGCCCUUACUUUUUGCUGCAAGCUGGCAAAAUAAAUGAAGCUUUAGGUGCCAGUAUCAGACUAAGAGGAAUGAACAAAUCCAUGGUAAGCAAAGAAUUAGAAGUGAUGAAAGUUCAAGUGGAGCAAGAACAGAAAAACAAGGGCAGCUUUUUUGAUAUCUUCAAAUCUAAAGGAUUGCGAAAAGCGAUUAUGAUAUCCGUAGGUUUAGUAACCUGGCAACAGCUUUCUGGUAUUAACAUAGUACUCUUCUUUGCCCAGAGUAUAUUCACAGAUGCUGGUGUAUCGCUGGCUCCAGAAUUAUGUACAAUAAUUAUUGGAAUUGUUCAAAUAUUUGCUAGCGGGUGCACGCCACUUUUGGUGGAACGUUGGGGUAAACGGUUUCUUUUAAUACUGUCCGCUAUAGGCAUGGGUAUAGCUCAAGGUGUCCUAGCAUUUUUCUUCUAUUUAAAAGACGAUCAAAAGAGUGAUGUAUCCAGUCUUGGUUGGCUACCGAUCUUGAGUCUCAUCGUUUAUAUUAUAACAUACUGUCUUGGGUUUGGACCGAUACCGUGGGCAGUAAUGGGAGAACUCUUCCCAGGAAAUGUCAAAUCUGUUGCUUCUUCAGCUACGGCUUCUAUGUGCUGGAUUCUUGGAUUCUUGGUGACCAAUUAUUUUGGUAUAUUGACUGGUUUGAUUGGAAAAUCUGGAUGUUUCGGAAUGUUCACGGCCUGCUGUUUUAUCGCCGCUGCAUUCGUUUAUAAGUAUGUUCCAGAAACGACUGGAAAAAAUGUUCAUGAAAUUCAGUACCUUUUGGGUGGAUUGGGAAGAAGAUUAUCUUUUCAGUUGUGAGUUUGUUUUGAUUAAACGCAUUUUCAUUUAAAAGUAAUUCUAGUUUAUCCAUAAUAAAUUUAUCUUAUUGUGGUUCUUACACAUUUACUUGGUGUUUUGCCUUAGAAUUUAAGUGGUGGAUUUAAAUAAAACAAUGUCUUUAUUUAUUAAUAUCAUCAACUAAAAGAUAUAUCGACUUAAGAAGGUCUAAACUAGGUACAAAAAGGUAUACAAACGCCCACCACAUUGUUUUAUUAAAAUCCAAUACUUUAAUCACAGGAAAAUCACUGGGAAUAUAUAGUUAUUUAUUGAUGUAGUAGUGUAAAUGAAGAGAAUAUCAAUAUGGUACAAUAUAAAUAAGUUUUUUUUAAUAUUUAAAAGCAAUUUUAUUUCAUGAAUCGUUAGGUCACCAUAAAAAGCCUAAAACUAACUUUUAAAAAUCCCCCUUGGCAU